AUGAGACCAACUCUGCGCCCUCGGACAUUUCAAAGGCAUUGCACUGUAUCGCGCAGUGACAACGCGUUCAUUCCAACAAUAAUAAAUAGCUCGAAAGCCUCAAUUGCUUGGCUCCAUACUACAACCUCAAGAUCCGCCUCGAUAACAUGUCAACACCAUUUCCCCGACAUCUUCUCAAAUAAUAAUAACAAUAACAAACCGGAGAGUAUUCGCACCCUCCGCGCAUCUCGCACUUUACCUUUCCCCCCCUCCCCACUCUACGAGAUCAUCGCCUCAGUCGAAUCCUACUCAGAAUUCUUGCCUUUCCUCACUGCAUCAACCGUGACUGCGCGCGACCAAACAUCCGGAUAUCCGUCCCAGGCAUUUCUGACAGUUGGAUACCCCCCCUUCACAGAGACAUUUACGUCAAGAGUUACAUGCGACAGAGACCGGUGGAUCGUGGAAGCUAGAAGUGGUGGUGGAGUUGGUGAUGAUGGGCAACCGAUCCCGGGAGCGGAUGAAGGGCUAUUUAGUCAUUUGAGUACAAAAUGGGAGCUCGUACCUAAAUUGGCAACUUCAUCCUCUGGCGCAGAGACGGAAGUCAAGCUGGAGAUUCAUUUCCGGUUUCAGAACCCGAUGCAUACUGCUAUGAUGUCUGCGGUGGAGGAUAGGGUUGCUGGAGUUAUGAUUGACGCGUUUGAGAGGAGGAUUAAGGAGCAGAUGACUCUUGGCCGGUAG
Talaromyces stipitatus ATCC 10500 is the source of this 717-nucleotide messenger RNA. RefSeq names its product dehydrase family protein. Lineage: Eukaryota; Fungi; Ascomycota; Eurotiomycetes; Eurotiales; Trichocomaceae. Gene Ontology annotation, biological process: cellular respiration; ubiquinone biosynthetic process. Bases 1 to 717 code for a protein of 238 amino acids. The record is from RefSeq and is a predicted model, not a curated record. Gene Ontology annotation, molecular function: ubiquinone binding. The transcript is spliced from 2 exons. Gene Ontology annotation, cellular component: mitochondrion.